GUAGAAUUUUUCAACGUCUUUGACUUCUCACAAUCUCUUCAUCCUCAUAAAUUUCAGAUCUUCUGGGAAUUACCCAUUUCAAAUCAGGCCUUCAAAUUCAUCUUCCAAUGGCCAAAUCCUUAGUUUUCUUUAUACUUUUUAGCUUCUGGGUCAGUUUCAUUUCGGGUCAAUACCCGGGUCUCGAGGCUCCAUACAGGAUCCACACUUUGUUCUCCGUCGAAUGCCAGGACUACUUCGAUUGGCAAACCGUCGGGUUCAUGCACAGCUUCAACAAGGCCCGACAACCCGGUCCGGUGACUCGGUUACUGAGCUGUACGGACGAGGAGAAGAAGAAUUAUAAAGGAAUGGAUUUGGCUCCCACUCUCGAGGUUCCCUCCAUGAGUAAACACCCGAAAACUGGUGAUUGGUACCCUGCAAUUAACAAGCCUGCCGGAAUUGUCCAUUGGCUAAAACAUAGUAAAGAUGCGGAGAAUGUCGAUUGGGUUGUGAUUCUCGAUGCGGACAUGAUCCUCCGAGGUCCGAUUAUACCUUGGGAACUCGGAGCAGAGAAAGGCCACCCCGUUGCUGCGUAUUACGGGUACUUGGUAGGAUGUGAUAAUAUUCUGGCUAAAUUGCACACGACGCACCCGGAGCUCUGUGACAAGGUUGGUGGGCUUUUAACCAUGCACAUAGAUGAUCUUCGGGUUCUAGCACCUUUGUGGCUUUCAAAGACGGAAGAAGUACGUGAAGACAGAGCUCACUGGGCGACCAAUAUAACCGGUGACAUUUACGGGAAAGGCUGGAUUAGCGAGAUGUAUGGUUAUUCAUUUGGUGCCGCAGAAGCUGGACUUAGGCAUAAGAUUAACGAUGAUCUGAUGAUCUACCCGGGCUAUACUCCACGACCAGGUGUUGAACCUAUUCUUCUACAUUACGGGUUGCCGAUUACUGUUGGAAAUUGGUCUUUCAGUAAAUUAGAGCAUCAUGAAGAUGGGAUUGUUUACGAGUGUGGGCGACUCUUUCCCGAACCUCCUUAUCCUAGAGAUGUUAAAUUCAUGGAACCUGAUCCGAAUAAAAGGCGUGGCUUGUUCUUGAGUAUCGAGUGUAUUAAUACUAUGAACGAGGGUCUUCUGUUACAACAUGCCAGAAGAUGCCCGAAGCCAAAGUGGUCAAAAUAUCUAAGCUUUUUGAAAAGCAAAACUUUUGCUGAACUAACUAAACCGAAGCUGCUUACUCCUCCUAGGUUACAAACUGAGCCGGCCAAGGAGGGGAAGGAAAGUGAUGAAUAUAUAAGACCAUAUCCGAAAAUUCACACCUUAUUUUCGACAGAAUGUACUUCUUAUUUUGAUUGGCAGACUGUAGGACUCAUGCACAGUUUCCGCCUCAGUGGCCAGCCCGGAAAUAUAACACGUCUUCUCAGCUGUACAGACGAGGAGUUAAAGCAAUACAAAGGCCAUGACCUGGCACCAACUCAUUAUGUCCCUUCAAUGAGCCGUCAUCCGCUUACAGGCGACUGGUAUCCGGCAAUUAAUAAGCCGGCUGCUGUUGUUCAUUGGCUCAACCAUGUAGACAUCGAUGCAGAGUAUGUGGUUAUCCUUGAUGCUGACAUGAUCUUGAGAGGCCCAAUUACACCAUGGGAGUUCAAAGCAGCACGUGGCCGACCAGUUUCAACCCCGUAUGAAUACCUUAUUGGCUGUGACAAUGAGCUUGCUAAACUUCAUACUCGCCAUCAGGCUUGUGACAAGGUUGGAGGUGUUAUUAUCAUGCAUAUCGAUGAUCUCCGGGAAUUCGCACUGCUAUGGUUGCUGAAAACUGAGGAAGUUCGAGCUGACAAAGCUCAUUAUGCAACAAACAUCACUGGAGAUAUCUUCGAAUCUGGAUGGAUCAGUGAAAUGUAUGGUUACUCGUUUGGUGCAGCAGAGUUGAAUUUACGGCACCUCAUGAGCAGCGAGAUAUUAAUAUACCCCGGAUAUGUUCCCGAACCCGGUGUAAAGUACAGAGUUUUCCACUAUGGCUUGGAGUUUAAAGUCGGGAAUUGGAGCUUUGACAAGGCGAAGUGGAGAGAGGUUGAUGUCGUCAACAAUUGCUGGGCUACGUUUCCGGACCCUCCCGAUCCUUCAACACUCGAACGAACUGAUGAGAACUUACUUCAACGAGACCUGCUUAGCAUAGAAUGUGGGAGAAAACUAAAUGAAGCACUGCGUUUGCAUCACAAGAGGAGAAACUGCCCCAACCCUACUCUCUUAUCCAAUCCGAAACCGGAUACAACAAAGGAUAUUGCAACUUCAAGGAAACUCGGUAGGUCUUCCAGGAACGACGACGUAAAAGGCAAUCCAGUGCCCAGAAACCAUUCUCCGGAAUCAUCUGAACCUAAAGUUAAAGAUGGCCUCUUCAGUACUUUAAGGUUCUGGAUCAUUCUCUUAUGGGUGUUUUCCGGAUUAGGUUUUAUGCUAGUUAUGUUCGCGGUGUGUUCGAGUUACGCAGGCAAGGGAUCAUCGAAAGGUAAAAGAACAAAAAGGAGAAGAGCUUAUACAGGGUUCUUAAAAACAAAUGAACGUGAUCGGCAAGCUCGGAAGUCGGACAUCUUUGUAACAUCGUAAGUCGGUUCUAGAGAUGAACAAUACAUAGUUCGAUAGCGAUUGGAGUGAGAACCCGAGCAUGAUAUAGAGGUCCAAGAUAAAGAGAUCAGAAAAUUCUAAGCUUCUCUGGUUUUCUAACGGCAAACGAUCGUCAUUGUAGUUCGUGUUUUGUUGCGCAUACUUCGGUUCGAAGCUCCCACGGAGAAAGACAUGGUAUAAUCUGUUCAAAUUUUGGUUUCUGGAAUUGUAAAACAUUACCCUCGAGUUUCUAC
Molecule: messenger RNA, 2827 nt
Organism: Hibiscus syriacus
Lineage: Eukaryota; Viridiplantae; Streptophyta; Magnoliopsida; Malvales; Malvaceae
Product: peptidyl serine alpha-galactosyltransferase-like
Molecular function (GO): glycosyltransferase activity
Source: RefSeq, a predicted model, not a curated record